AUCAGCUGGGCAUGGCAAAGCGGCGGCAACCCCACCACACCAUUGCACUAGACAGAUAAAUAUUCCCGGCUCUUGUCUUCUCCUGCUCCUCCCCUGAUUCCUUCAAAUCCACCAGACCACCACCAUUGGCUACUUCCAUACAAAGCUCAGCCCGGUGCUCUUCAAUCUAUCUACUUGUAGAGAAUCCGCACUCGGAUCCGAGUCUCUGCUCAUUGGAGGCAGCAGAGCUAGACGAGCAAGUCAUGGAAGCAGUGACGGCGCCAGGAAAGCGUAUUAUAAUGAUGUGCAUGGCGGUAGCGGCGCUGCUGGUCUCUUUGGGUGUCCGUGCCGGCGAGGCGGCACCGACGGCCGGGGCACCGGCGCAGGAGCUAGGGCGAGGCUUCUCGGCCGUCCACGACACGUCCUACCCGCAGUUCCAGCCGGUGCUCUCCGACCCCACCGGCGUCUUCGCCCUGGGCUUCCUCCGCGUCAACUCCAGCCUGCUCGACAUCGCCGUCCUCCACCUCCCUUCCGCUUUCCCCCUCUGGCGGGCCAUCCCAGACCGCCCCGCGCCGUGGUCCGCUGCGGCGUCCCUCUCCUUCAACGGCAGUCUCGUGCUCACGGACGGCGCCACCAACCAGGUGCUCUGGUCCACCCCGGCUGCGGCGGCCGGCGACCGCGCCGUUCUCCUCAACACCUCAAACCUUCAAAUCCAAAGCAGCAGCUCGCCAGGUGCUGCUUGGCAAAGCUUCGACUACCCUUCGGACACAAUCGUCCAGGACCAGAACCUCACCUCAUCGGCGGCGCUUUACACCGUCGACCGGCGCUUCGCCAUGCGACUGGGGAGCCACUACUUCGGUCUGUACAUCGAGCCGCCGCCGUCGACAUCGCGCGGCGUCGCCCCCGCCAUGUACUUGAAGCACACGGCGCUGGAGGCAAAGGCCCAGAUCGAGAUCGGACCCAACGGCGCCCCGAUAUACGCGCGCGUGGAGGUCGACGGCUUCCUCGGCAUGUACCAGAAGGAAGGGCCCCCCGCCGACGUCAUGUCCUUCGACACCUUCAACCACGGCAUCAAGGCCUUCCGCCGCAUGACUCUCGAGCCCGACGGCAACCUCCGCGCCUACUACUGGGACGGAUCCGGGUCCCGAUGGGCCCUCGACUACACCGCCAUCACAGACUCCUGUGAACUGCCCACCACCUGCGGCGCCUACAGCGUCUGCGUCCCGCCCAGCGGCCGGUGCGCUUGCCUGGCCAACGCGACCGACGGCUCGGGAAGCUGCGCCGCCGCCGAAACAGGGAGCAGCGGCCUGUGCGGCACAACGGGCGGUGAGGUCGGCGGCUUGUACUGGACGGUGCGGAAACAGGGCGUGGAGCCGGUGAACAAGGAACUGCUGGGAUUCGAGCACGCGCCGUCGGCGGAAGACUGCGAGGCGCGGUGCGCGCGCAACUGCAGCUGCUGGGGCGCCGUGUACAGCAACGGGACGGGGUACUGCUACCUCAUGGACUACCCGGCGCAGCUGAUGGUGGCGGCCGACGAGAGGAGGGUGGGCUACUUCAAGGUGAGGAGCUUGGAGGAGGAAAAGGCUUCGACCGGCGGGAGGGCGGCGGCCGGCGUCAAGGCGGCGCUGCUUGCGGUCGGCGUCGCGCUGGUGGUUGCCGCGGCGGCGUUCGGGGCGUACAGGGUGUGGGACAGGAGGCGCCGUACGGAAGCGGAAACGAUGCGGCAGAUGGGCACCGACGGCGAUGGGCUCUCGCCGGGGCCGUACAAGAACCUGGGCUCCUUUAGCUCCGUCGAGCUCUCCAGCAGCUUCAACUCCUUCCGAAGGUAGCCAAGUGGAGAUCUGUGACGCCUCAGAGAUCCGGACUUCCGCAGUAUUCCAACAGAACAGAUCGGUUGAGAUCGCCGUGGACGCAGAAGGCGCACGGGCACAGCAAGGGAAGGCGCGACGGCGGCCGCUGAUCGGAGAGGAGAGGCCAGACCGAGACGAUCGGUCGGUGGUAUUUGGGCUGCAUCUUGCGGCAACAAACGUGAGGAAGCUGUUUGGGGCCUUUUGGGCAGGGCAGUGUGAUUUGGCCCGUUCUGAUCUUUUGGUAGCCUAGUGGCCUGUGAUACAGGAGGAUUCCAAACGGAAGGACGCAUCCACAUUCAAUUUCACAAUUCCGCUUGGUGCAGGCUUUCCAUCCGCCAGUUUUUAGAAGAUGCCCCAUUCAGUUUGUACUUUGAUAAAACGUCCAACUGCAGAUUAUACUUUGCCGGAAACAGGGUACUUGAUCAAGUUCGCUAGGACCUCGUUUGGAUGUUGACAUUGACAGCCAUGGAAUUUAAUUUGUUUCAAAAUCAAAUCAGCUUAGCAUUGCUAUGGAGAGUGAACCUGAAUUUUUGUGUUUCGAUGUUCAAUUAUUUGGGGCUUGCAAUUCAGAAGGAGAGACUGAUUCUAAUGUCUGUUUGAAUGGACGAUGCAAUUCAGAAGGAGAGACUGAUUCUAAUGUCUGUUUGAAUGGACGAACGUGGAAUCGCCCAAAUAGAAGAGCAUGGACAAUGGAAGGGUGCCGAGGAGGAGGUCAUCACAAAGGGGCCGUGCAAGAGGGAAAGGGAAGAGGAGGUCAUCAAGGAGAGGGUGUUGUUGGGGAAGAAGGGUGGGGCAAGGGUUGCUAGGAAUGCAGGAGAGAUGAGAGAAGGAGAGAGCGCUAGCCUGCCCGCCGUCGAGGUGCGAGUCACGACACCGCUUCUCGUCGUUGUCUCCGCUUCUAUCAUUUUUUCUUAUUUUUCUUUACCGGGUAAGUGAUGGUGCGGGACGCCGAAUUCCGUGAAGCAUUCGAUGUUGAGCUUCAA
This is a messenger RNA of Brachypodium distachyon (stiff brome), 2812 nucleotides long. RefSeq names its product PAN domain-containing protein At5g03700. Gene Ontology annotation, biological process: recognition of pollen. NCBI's taxonomy places the organism in Eukaryota, Viridiplantae, Streptophyta, Magnoliopsida, Poales, Poaceae. Bases 243 to 1808 code for a protein of 521 amino acids. The transcript has a single exon. The record is from RefSeq and is a predicted model, not a curated record.